Pyricularia grisea is the source of this 2093-nucleotide messenger RNA. RefSeq lists its product as uncharacterized. The transcript has 2 exons. Lineage: Eukaryota; Fungi; Ascomycota; Sordariomycetes; Magnaporthales; Pyriculariaceae. Bases 663 to 2093 code for a protein of 476 amino acids. The record is from RefSeq and is a predicted model, not a curated record.
CAAGUGUGCUUGAAGGUUUGGCCCCUGCCACGACGAAAGGGUAAUAUAUCGACGGUUCUGGGGAAGGAAUUGAUCAGACAGCCUUCGAGAAGCUGUCAAGACGAGAAACUGGGAUCGCUCUUGGAAGCCCCACACCCUCGAAGCCGACCGGGCCAAGAGCACCUGGUAUCGAUUCCCACCCCGACGGCCGAGAGGACUUCUCGGGACCUGAAUAUCGGCAGGGUCGGCCAUCCCAGAGUGCCUGCCAAGCAGACUAGCCUGCCCUUGCCAUCGUCCAAUCGUUCCGUCCAGGCACCGGCUACGCGUUCUGGAGAACGUGGGCUCAGAGAGUCUUGAUCGUUGUUGAGACGCCUGGAGCAAACUGGCCGCCAUCUCCACGAGCGGCCGGACUUGUGGUUGAUGGGGAACCAUAGGGACUUGGCUGUGUCAUCGAACACAGGAACUUGCAACUCAUUCCUUUGCCCGUCUCGGCCAGAGUCACCACCAUACAACGGCUAGUAGCUUACCUGCUAUGCAACCUCCACCAUCCUCUCCUCAGCCGGACUUGAACUGAGCCCUCGACUAACUCCAUCUCUGUUAUACAACACAAUAUAGACUUCAUCGACCCUAGUUCAGUCCGUGUUUUUCCACAUACAGAGUCUUGAAGUCAUACCGCCAGCAAGAUGAGGCUUCUCAAGUGCCUAACCGUGGCACAAAGCCUGAUCGGCUUGGGAAUGGCUCGCGCCAUGGCUCAGACAGGAACUGAGACACAGACCUUCACCCCUGCCAACGAUCUCAAGCUCCCGUACAGCCUCGAAGCCGCCUCGGCCAUGGUCAGCGUCGUCAUGAAGAAGCCCGCCAUCGUGCUGGAGAACCUACCAUCGCUCAGCGACGUCAAGUGCAUCGACGGCAACGUCGUCCUGACGUUCAGUAAUGCAGAAGCUGCAAAGUCUGCCAGGGAUGCCUGGCCCAAGUCGGGAGACUUUAUUGUUGUGAUGGACGAGGCUCCAGGUUCCUGCAGCGGCGACAGAGAGCGAGGAUUUUUCCUGCUGGGCGAGCUCAUCCACGACGAGGAGAAGUUCACAAUCACAGCUGCUGCAGAGAAGCGUGACCCCAAGGACGAGGUCGAGGAUGCCGUUAUUCACUUUACCCGUGCGACUGAGGUCACUGCCGAGCAGAAGAGUGCAAUCGUUGCCAGAGGCGGAAGAAAGACACUACAUAUGGGCCCCAAGACGUUCAAGGUGGACAUGUCAAACAAGACACUGAUCAACACCAAACCCCUCUACAUACACACGGAACGCGCCUCCUUUACCAGCACCAUUCAGAUUGAGGGUCACGUUCACUUUAACCUGAUGAAGAUGAAGCUAAAGGAGUUUAAUAUCCAGCUCGAGCUCGACUACGACCUUGACCUGAAGGUUCAAACGCGAGUCAACGCCCGUAUAGGGAUCGACGUCUUCAGCUACAGCCCGCUCGUCGCCAUGAUCUCGGCCAUCCAUAUCCCCGGCAUCCUCAACAUCGGCCCCAGGGCCGCCUUGUCGCUCGGCGUCGAGGUGGCAACCGACGGUCCCGUCAACAUCACGGCAAGCUACCGCUCGACCAUGAAGGGCGCCAAGGCGCGUCUGGACCUGCUCCACAAGAACGGCACCAAGGCAGAGGGCUGGAAGCCCCAGACGACCGGGUCGGCAGACGUGUCGACGCGGGCGGAGCUGCAGCUCAACCCGUUUACGGACCUGACUGUGGAGUUUGCCAUCAGGAUGUUUGGGGGCCUGAUUGACCUGGGAUCUGGUCUCACGGUGCGCCCCACCCUGAUCAAUGCAUUUGUGUUUGGGUCCAACUUUACCCACAACGGAACCGGAGUUCAAUUGACCGGCCCAGAGUGCCCCUCGUCGGCCGCAAAGGGCUCCUGCUGCUUGAACUCGGUGUGGUACGAGAGCAGGUUCUGGUUCCAGGUCAGGGCCUUUGUCACCCAGUUUUACAAGAUACCUUUGUACACGGUAACCAUACCCAUUCACAAGGGAAAGUGCUGGGCUUUGCAGGAGGCGUCCAAAGCGGUGACGUCAGGGAAUUGGACCGGCCCUUUGCAGAAGCCCAAGUGCUGUCUUUGCGAGUUUUAA